This is a messenger RNA of Neoarthrinium moseri, 225 nucleotides long. RefSeq lists its product as uncharacterized. Lineage: Eukaryota; Fungi; Ascomycota; Sordariomycetes; Amphisphaeriales; Apiosporaceae. The coding region runs from base 1 to 225 and encodes 74 amino acids. The transcript has 2 exons. The record is from RefSeq and is a predicted model, not a curated record.
AUGAAGGCCUUUACCAUCCUCGCCCUCGCCGCCACUGCCCUGGCAGUUCCAUCAACCCCUUACGAGACGAACCCCAAGCCAGAGUGCACUCCUCCCUCGUACGCUUGCAAGCCGGACAACUCAGGGUGGCUCGUGUGCAACGUCGACGGGAAGUGGCUGGAUGGAGGCGCUUGCCCGGCCAAGACGACUUGCAAGCCGAUCAACAACCUGCCUUACUGCGUCUAA